AUGACGUGGUGUAACAAUGCGUCAUGUCUGGCGCCCACAACUGGGGCAAGUCCACAAAUAUUUGCUGCCACGCUCCAAUACUUCGCAGCAGCACAGUGUCUCCUCAGUCAUCAGAAUGUUCCUGAUACUCCCAUUCUAAACUUCCAAAGUUUUGAUUUCAUAAUAAUCGGCAGUGGAACAGCAGGGAGUGUACUUGCGAAACGACUUAGUGAAGUUAAACAUUGGAAGAUAUUGCUCAUAGAGGCUGGAGGCGACCCGCCUGUUGAAUCUCAUAUUCCAGGCUUAGACAACUCAAUGACUGAUGAUGUUUUCAACUGGAAUUAUCUAUCAGUAAACAACGGGGUUAUAAAUCAAGCCAUUAUUAACGGCUCCAUAAACUUAUCAAGAGGCAAAAUGUUCGGAGGAAGUAGCAGCCUCAGUGAAAUGCACUACAUUCGUGGGCACGACCAAGAUUACCAAAAAUGGUUUAACGCUGGAAACAUCGACUGGACUCACGACGAUAUCCAUCGAUGUUUCAAAAAGAUUGAAAAUCUGCAAAACGAGAAACUAUUGAAAGAUCCUGCCAUUAACAAAUAUUACGGUGAUAAAGGACAAUUAAUAUUAAAUAGGUUUAAUAGCACCAAUAGAGACAUUUCCAACAAUAUUCUUAAGUCUUGGCAUGAAAUGGGAUUUAGAUACGUUCCUGACUUGAAUAUGGCUGGUCUUAUAGGUUCUGGUAUUGUAACGGCCACGGCCACCAAUGGAGAGAGACAAAGCACAUAUACAGCAUACUUGGAGCCAAUUAAGAACAAAUGGAAUGUCAAGAUACUUAAAAAUGCUUUUGCAAGAAAAUUAUUAAUAACAAAAGAUUCGAAAUUAUGCUUCGGUGUUGAGGUCGAAAAAGAAGGUAAAAUUCUAAAUUUCUAUGCCACUCAUGAAGUAAUUUUGAGCGCUGGAGCCGUAAACACACCACAUCUGCUGAUGUUAUCCGGCAUUGGAUCUAAAGAUCACCUAGUAGCUAAGAAUAUUAGCUGUCUAGUUGAUUCUCCAAUGGUAGGACAGAAUCUUCAAGAUCAUUUUCUAGUUCCAAUAACCGUUUACGGUGAUGGACCUGAAAAACUAACAGUAAAAGAAACCCAUCGAGAUGUUGCAAACUAUCUUUUAGAUCGUACUGGACGAUUAGCUGAAAGUGCAAAGUUCACUGACAUAACAGCAUUUUAUUCUACUAAGAAUAAUCCCUUUCAUCCAGAAUUCCAAAUUCACCUUUCAAUAGUCCCAAAGAAUACAACUGACUUAGAAGGAAUGUUUAAAUCUCAAUACAGAUACAAAGACUCCAUAAUAGAUUCUAUGACAAAACUGAAUAAGAACCAUUCACUUUACUUCUUUGCUUUUAAUCUUUUACAUCCAUAUUCAAGAGGAAACAUUUCUUUAAACACAAAUAAUCCAAAAGACGCACCUCUCAUAUUUACAAACUACUUCAGCCACGCAAGAGACUUAGAAAUCGCCGUUCAAGGUCUAAAAAUGGCGUCUAAAGUAGUGAAGACCAAUUUUUUCAAGAGUAUACGAGGAUAUUUAGGAAGAAUGAACUGGCCAGCUUGCGGUGUUUUUGAAUUGGAUAGUGAAGGCUAUUGGGAGUGUGUUUCUAUGAAUUUGGUAACUUCUAUGAGCCAUCUUGUAGGAACUUGUAAGAUGGGCCCUGAUCCGAAGACAGCAGUUGUGAAUAGUAGACUGAAGGUCCAUGGAGUAUCACAUUUGCGAGUGGUGGAUGCCAGUGUGAUGCCAGAAAUAACUAGUGGUAAUAUUAACGCACCCUGUAUCAUGAUAGCUGAGAGAGCUGCAGAGUUUAUUAACGAAGAAUAUUUUAAUUUUAAAUAGAAUUUAUCCUAUUAAUGUGUUUUUAAUGAAAUUGAUAAUGUUAAUGAUUAGCGAUUUAGUCUGUUAUUUGUAUACGGAAAUCAAUGAAAUCCUAAAAUAGCUAACCACGCUAAUUUACAUGUAAAUAACUGAUUUAUUCGUAUUUGCAAAAUUACUAAAUUACG
This is a messenger RNA of Spodoptera litura, 2018 nucleotides long. Its product is annotated as ecdysone oxidase-like. The record is from RefSeq and is a predicted model, not a curated record. Lineage: Eukaryota; Metazoa; Arthropoda; Insecta; Lepidoptera; Noctuidae. Gene Ontology annotation, molecular function: oxidoreductase activity, acting on CH-OH group of donors; flavin adenine dinucleotide binding.